AUGGUUCGAAUUCCCUACGUCAACAAGUUUGAGAGUCAAACCAAUCUUCCUUUCUGGGUCUCCUACAUCAUUCUUUGCUCCAACGUCGAAACCGGCAUUGGGUGUUUUGCAUCAUCAAUUCCUUCGCUGCGUCAUGUCUUCCGAAAGGAGAGCAAUGGCAGCUCCGACCCCAGUAGUAGGCGCCACAUAUCGGCUGGUAGUAAACUCAUGACUCCAGGUGCCAGUUCCCGCCGACCCAAAAUCUGCGAUAGUUUCCGCAAUCCUACCGAUAUCGGAUUCAGCUUAUCAGCUGUACAUCAUGGACGCGCAGAAGAUACAUGGGAGCGUCUGCAAGACGGAGCGUCAGACAAGAGUGAUACUCCAAUAAACCACAAGGGUAUCUACGCUGAGCGCACCUACGCAGUCGAUGUCGAGUCAGCUGAGGGGCAUAGACAAUUCUAG
Molecule: messenger RNA, 441 nt
Organism: Ascochyta rabiei
Lineage: Eukaryota; Fungi; Ascomycota; Dothideomycetes; Pleosporales; Didymellaceae
Exons: 2
Coding region: 1-441 (146 amino acids)
Source: RefSeq, a predicted model, not a curated record